AUGCCUGAAAACUACGGAGAGUUUCAGACGGAGAUCUAUGGCCGUGGAGCUAUGAUGGGCCUCAAGCCCAAUGUUACCACCGACCCUCGCCUGCUUGAAGAACAGGCGCGCAAGGCGUUAGGAGUGCGAUCAUUCAACUAUGUCGCUGGUGGAGCGGGCGAAAAAGCAACCAUGGAUGCCAAUCGGCUGGCAUUCCGUCAAUGGAAGCUAGUACCGAGGAUGAUGAAGCCGGUGGCUAACCAGGAUUUAACUGUAAAUCUCUUUGGUCAGGAGUAUCCCACCCCCAUCCUCAUGGCCCCAGUGGGGGUUCAGUGUCUCUUCCAUGAGGACAAGGAGACGGGACUUGCUGAAGUAUGUGCUGAGGUCGGUGUACCAUACAUCCUCAGUACAGCCAGUAGCAGCACUAUUGAAGAAGUUGCCAAGGCGAACGGAGAUGGGAAAAGAUGGUACCAGCUCUACUGGCCUCAGGAUGACGACGUGACGUUGUCAUUGCUAAAGCGUGCGAAAGAGAACGGAUUCUCUGUUCUUGUGGUCACACUAGACACUUGGUCCCUUGCAUGGAGACCUGCGGAUCUAGACAACGCCUAUGUACCUUUCAUUAAAGGAGUCGGCAAUCAGAUCGGCUUCAGUGAUCCAGUCUUUCGCGCGAAAUUCGAGAAGGAAUCGGGCUCCAAGGUCGAAGAGGACAUCGUCGGGGCAUCCCGGGCGUGGAUCGGGGACGUUUUCUCGGGCAAACCUCACACCUGGGGAAAAAUUGCUUUCCUGAGGAAGAAUUGGGACGGCCCAAUUGUCCUCAAAGGCAUUCAACAUGCGGAAGACGCAAAGCUUGCCCUGAAAGCUGGUUGCGAUGGUAUCAUUGUUUCCAACCAUGGAGGACGGCAAGUCGAUGGCGCUAUCGGCUCAUUGGACGUGCUCCCUGAAAUUGCGGACGCCGUAGGUGACAAGAUGACCGUUCUGUUUGAUUCCGGCAUUCGGACUGGCGCAGACAUUAUCAAAGCACUCUGUCUAGGGGCCAAGGCAGUUCUAGUAAGCCGUCCGGUAAUCUACGGGCUUGCUGUGGACGGGAAGCAAGGAGCAAAGCAAGUGAUCAGAGCCGUUCUCGCUGACCUCUGGCAAAGCAUGGGGCUGGCCGGUAUCUGCGGAAUUUCCGAGUGCAACCGGGAUAAAGUUAGGAAAAUUCAGUAUUCCGGGGACCUGAAGGCAAUGAUGUGA
Aspergillus lentulus is the source of this 1212-nucleotide messenger RNA. Its product is annotated as lactate 2-monooxygenase. The record is from RefSeq and is a predicted model, not a curated record. Gene Ontology annotation, molecular function: FMN binding; oxidoreductase activity. NCBI's taxonomy places the organism in Eukaryota, Fungi, Ascomycota, Eurotiomycetes, Eurotiales, Aspergillaceae.